Molecule: messenger RNA, 1159 nt
Organism: Aspergillus homomorphus CBS 101889
Lineage: Eukaryota; Fungi; Ascomycota; Eurotiomycetes; Eurotiales; Aspergillaceae
Product: histidine phosphatase family protein
Exons: 1
Coding region: 140-883 (247 amino acids)
Molecular function (GO): acid phosphatase activity
Source: RefSeq, a predicted model, not a curated record
CUAACAGAGAAACAGAGACAACGCCGCAAAAACCUUCCUAAACAACACCUUCCCCGAAGUCCUCACAACUCUAGCCCCCCACCUUCCCAAAACCUUAACCGCAACCCUAGAACCAAUCGACAUCCUAGGCCUCAUAAACAUGUGCCCCUACGAAACCGCCGUCCUCGGCUCCUCCAAUUUCUGCCCCCUCUUCACCGAAGACCAGUGGUCCGCGUACGGAUACACGCUGGACCUCCAAUUCUACGGCGACUACGGACCAGGCUCGCCGUCCGGCCGCGCCCAGGGCCUAGGCUGGGUCCUCGAGCUCGCCGCCCGCCUCAACCACACGCUCCCCUCCACGCAGUCCGCAAACAUCAACCUGACCCUCGACGCCAACCCCGCUACCUUCCCCGUCCACCAGCCGCUCUACAUGGACAUGUCGCACGACGACGUCAUCGUCUCCGUCCUCACUGCCCUGGGCAUGCAGUAUUUCACUUUCCCGGGUGGGAAGGGCUUACCGCGUGAUGUGCGCGAGCCGCCGGCACGGAGGUUCAAGUUGGGGGAGAUUGCGCCGUUUGGCGCGCAUUUUGUGGCUGAAGUCUAUUCUUGUCCUUCGGAUAUGGAUCGGGUGGUGUUGGGUGGGGAGACGAUGUAUGAGAAUCCCGAUUUGAGCGGGAGUGGGGUUGAGACGGAGGAGUGGCUGCGGUUUGUGCUGAAUGGGAAGCCUGUUCCGCUGGAGGGGGUGAGUGGGUGCGAGGGUGGGAACGAUGGGGGCCAUGGGAUGUGUCGGGUUAAGGGGUUUCUUGGGGGUGUGGAGGAGAUGGUGAGGGUCGCGGAGUGGGACAGGGCGUGUCUUGGGAAUUAUACGUCGCCUGGGCAGGUGGGGGAUGGGCAUCCUGUUUGAUUAUCUUGUGGUUUUCUGGGAUGAAAGAGGGUCUUGGUGUCUCCCCUGAUUAUAUCAUAUUUCUGUGCUUGACGGUUAGGUAGGCCAGGGAGCUGAAAGGAAGGGGGGUCUGGGGGUUCUCCCCCAUGAUACUUUAUAUCUCUGGUUUGAGAGGGUCGAGAUACCAGGAAGCUGAAGGGAAAGGGGGGUCUGGGGGUUCUCCCCCAGAGCGCUUUAUAGCCUGGUGGUCUUUAUGUCUCCUUUGGUUUAAGAGUGAGUUUAGCUGGGAAGUUGAAA